Coregonus clupeaformis (lake whitefish) is the source of this 663-nucleotide messenger RNA. RefSeq names its product calcium-activated potassium channel subunit beta-2-like. Gene Ontology annotation, molecular function: calcium-activated potassium channel activity; potassium channel regulator activity. The record is from RefSeq and is a predicted model, not a curated record. NCBI's taxonomy places the organism in Eukaryota, Metazoa, Chordata, Actinopteri, Salmoniformes, Salmonidae. Gene Ontology annotation, biological process: detection of calcium ion; potassium ion transport. Gene Ontology annotation, cellular component: membrane; voltage-gated potassium channel complex. The coding region runs from base 1 to 663 and encodes 220 amino acids. The transcript has 4 exons.
AUGCAACACAGGUCCAUCUACCAGAAAUUCCGAGAUGUUGACCUGCUGGACAAGAAGAAGACGGUGACGGCUAUGAAGGCUGGGGAGGACCGGGCUAUUCUCCUGGGCCUGGGCAUGGUCAUUGCGUCAGUCAUGAUGUACUUUGUCCUGGGCAUCACUGUACUGCGCUCCUACGCAGGCAGUGUGUGGACAGAGGAGAGUGUCUGUGUUGUGCUCAACUCCACCAUCACGGCAGACGUGAACUGUUCCUACAGCUGUGGCUCGGACUGCUGGAGAGGCUCCAGGUUCCCCUGUCUGCAGGUCUACGUCAGCGUCAACACCACGGGCAGGCUCAGCCGCUUAUCCCACAACGAGGAGAGUUGGGACGCCAACUUUGAGUGUUUCUACGUGCCAAAGUGCCAGAAGGACACUGAUGCCAUGCACCACAUUAUCAUGAACAUCUCAGAACGCCUGAAGCCACACCAGCAGGUCCUGUGCUACUACGACCCCAGCGACCAGCAGGAGAGUGCCCUUCUGACCCGGCAGUACGGCCACAGUGCCGUCUUCCACUCGCUCUUCUGGCCCUCCUGCAUGCUCACGGUGGGCACUGCCAUCAUCUUCAUGGUCAAACUCACCCAGUACCUCUCCAUUAUGUGCGAGCAGGUAGUCAAGAUCGAAAGGUGA